CGCGCGGCAUGUAUAGAGACCUGAAGAUUGUCAGGUAGCGACUCAUGCUCGGUUAGUUUCGGAUUCAAAGCGGCCACUCGCUCCUCUUUUAGUAAACGGGUCAACUGAAGGUUUGUUGUUACUUUUGAACGGUAUCAGAGCGUCUCAGUCCCGCGUGAGCCUCUCCCCCGGCGGCUGGCGCCCUUUGUAGCUCUCCAAACUGAAUGACUGUGUUUGUUGCCAGUUCCUUUGAUCCAGCCGCUGACUCCCAUGGCUCCAGGAACUGUCUGAUUCUGGAUCUGUCAGACAGGAAUAAGAUAGGGAGAGAUGAGCUGGGCUGAAGAUGACUGGACGGUGGGGCUGUCCGGACGGGUCCUGCAGAAGGUGAAGGAGCUGCAGGUCCAGCAGGAGCGUCUGUCCAGAGAGAACAAGCAGAAACAGCUGCAGCUGGACAACAUCAACACUAGCCUUGAAAAACAAACUGUGAAGUAUGAGGAAGUACGAGGGGAGCUCCAGUCUGUGCACAGGGAGCUGCAGAGUGUUCGAGAUGAGGCCAAGGUGGCAGCGACCAGCAGUCAGCGCCUGUCCCAGGAGCUUCAGACCAAGCAGGCCCAAGUAUGUUCCUUGGAGGGCCAGCUGGAUGCUUCACGCUCUGUCAACAACAAACUCACGCAGGAAGUCAAAAGGCUGGAGACAGAGCUCGAGAAGCUGCAGAACAGCAGCAGGUCGGCAGACACACCUCUCUUCUCGACACCCUGCUGGAAUACAACCUCACCCUGGGAAAACAAUGGGAGCAGAAAGGAGGACCGGCUGGGGCAGAGAGAUGAAGGCCACAUCCGACAGCGGCUCCAGUUCUCAGACAUGCCUACAGCCUCGUUGCCACGACAGCAACACAAGAUCACGCCCCACCGCCACCUGUCUGACCAAUCAGAGUCCUACUCUACUCCCAUGGCUGCGUUUCCGUGGGAACGGGAUGACUCGAGGUCGGCAGCCAGGAGACGAUCCCCAACUUCUCCCCAGACGCCCGUCGUUGACCUCAGUCAAGCCCAUUCAGAGCAGAGGGUUUGUGGGAAGGAAAAGAACCAAACACAAACAGACACAUCUUCGUCAGAAAUGCGGAGUCGUGUCUCUUCUCUGGAGGAGGAGCUGCGUGUGAAGGCCGAGAAGCUGAAGUCGACUCAGAACGAAAUGGUGCAGAGCAAGAAGGAGCUCGCCAGCAGGGACGUCAGUCUGCAGAGAUCCCGCGAUGAGCUCAGCCUGGCACAUACACGUAUGGCCCAGGAGAGCGAAAAGGCAUCGAAAGCAGAACAGAGGCUGAAGCAGCUUCAGGAGGAGCUGAAGUGUCAGAGGCAGAACGCAGAGAGUAGCCGACUGCAACACCAGCAACGCACCAAGGAGCUGGAGAAACAAAAUCAGAGGGAUUUGUUGGAGCUUCAGAAGGAGAGACAGUGUCUAGAGAGGCAACAUCAGCAGGAGGUGAAUAAGCUCAACCAGGAGCUCCAACAGGCCAGGACUCUCCACAAUGCCCUGCAGGCCCAGGCUGACAAGCUGUCUCUACAGAAGCAGGCGUUGGAUAAAGAGCUGGAGACUCUGAAAGAGAAACUGAAGUGGACUGAGGGACAGCUGCAGGAGAGCCAGAAGAAAGAGGCACAGACACAAGCCAAACUGACGGAAGCGGUGCGUGAGGCGGAGGGUGUGGCAGUGAGACUGGAGCAGAGCAGGAAGAGAGAGCAAGCUCUGGAGGAGGAGGGGAGGAGACUGGCAGAGGAGAGAGCUGACGCCCUGCAUCUCCUUAAAGAACUGCAAGAGCAAAAAGCCGCUCCAGUACCUCUACAACCGGUCCAGUAUUGCUGUGGUGGACAGAGCUUCUCCACUCAACCUUCCUUCUCUCAUCAGUCUCGAUCGUCACCUUACACAAAGAGGUCUGCCACCAGCCGAGCCGAGCAGAGGAGGGAUAAGGGACCGGAUGAGGAGUGUGAGGGAAAGGCAGAGAUUGCAGCUUCUUACCCCAUUGACAGAGAGCCAGGAGAAGGCAUAGACUCUGAACACAUCACUGUCUUUAUCUCUCCAGACUCUGAGUGUUUGCAAAGAGGACAACACAGAAGAGGAAGCGAUGAUGAGGAGAACAAGAGUAGAAAUCAGCCGACAGAGUGUGACACCUCUUGGACCAACAGGCCUUCCUCAUUUGAUGAGGUGCUCUGCAGAUCCUCUCAGUCCGCUUCUGUUACACCCACCAUGACUUCCAUUGAUGACUCUGCUGAUAAAACACGGCAUCUCAAGGCAGAGCAGGCCACACCCUCUAAAGACCUCCAGAGGGAGAAUGCCAUGCUACGUUCAGAGCUACAUGAUGUGCGGGAAGAACUCCAGAAGCGACUGGAGGACCUUGAAGCCCAACGACGGGCCGAGUCCGAAACCAAGACCCGGCUGAAACAGCUCAGCCGAAAACACGCUAGCCAGGGUGUGGAGAAAGAGGAGCAGGAGAAGGAAUGGAAGUCACAGCUGGAGAGGGAGAAGGCUGAGACAGAAAAGUUGAGGCAGGCCCUAUCCGCUAUGGAGGCAGAGAUGAAGAGAGGGAGGGAGGAAAGAGAAAAUGAUGACAGAAAGGAGACAGAGGAGGAAACAAAGAAAACAAAAGAAGACAGAGAGAGUGAAAUGAUUGAACUUAAUAUCCAGCUGAAGAAGCAGCUGGCAGAGGUGAAGGCCCAGCUGGCUUUAGAACGAGAAGAGAGACAAAGAGAGGAAGAGGCGUGGAAUCAAAAAAUAAACACAGAAAGACACGUAAAGACGGAGCUGAACAUGAAACUGGAAGAACUCGAGGCCAAACUGGAGGAACUAAAGAGCUGCAGAAUUGCAGACUCAUUGGAAGAGGAAAAACUCUCAGUAGCCAACAGCCCGCUGCCAUAUCUGACUCUUCGUGACGAUGACCUCAACUCCAACAUCACUGGCUGGGACAACAAGCUCCUCCCUUCGUCUGAGCAGCACCUCCUCUUCUGUCAGUCCACCAAUCAGCGCAACAUGCUUGUAUCUCAGGCAACAGAGGAUCUUAUCCAAGAAGAGCAAGCAGUGAUAGAUCAUGAACACUCACAUCUGUCAGAUGAAAGGCAAACAAGGCCAGUGGUCACAGACCUGCAAGACACCACCCUACACAACUAUCUGGGAGGAUCCAGAGAUCUCCAGAGGGGAGAUUCUGCCCCCACUGACUUGACCAAGGAGGUAGAGCAACUAAGCAAGGAAAAUGUAAGGGAGACAGAUCGUGCUAACCAGUGCGAGGUUAAACUGAAAGCCCUGCAGAACCAGGUGACAAGUCAGACCAAACAAUUAACCAUGGCCUUUGAGAAGCAGAGCCAACACAUCUCCGGACUUCUAGCUGAGCUACAGGAGAAGGAGAGCACCCUCCUCAGCCAGGGAGAGGAACUGCAGCUCUGCAAGCAAGAGCUGGAUGCACUCAAGGCUGAAAAACAGGGAGAGGUGAUAGCUGUCAAAGUGGAGGAGGAUAAAGAACCAAAAGAAGAGAGGCGAGAGAGGGAAAGCCAAGAUGAUUCAGUGGAUUCCUUAGAGUUUCAACUAAAUCAGGACAAGAAGUGUGCUGUCACUGUGACUCACAUGGACUGUAAUGCACAAAAAGAUGCAGGUAAACCAGAGAUUUUGACAUCUGAGGCUGAAAAACAAACACUUAUCAGCAGUGAAGUAGAUAAUGCAAGUAAUUCAUUGUCACAGGCUCAGCGUCAAGGCUUUGUGAACUCUGAAAAGAUUCAAAGUAACGAUGACUCUGCUUCUGUUAAGAAAGAAACCGAGUGUGGUCAAGGUGGAGGUAUAGUUGCAGAACUACUCGCUCUCCAACAGGAGAAUCGGCUGCUGAAACAAAGAAUUGACACCUUGAUGGUUUCAGGCACAAACAACUUACAAGCACUACACACAGGCAGUGAAAACCAAGAAGACUCGGUGGAGCACAGCCAAAACACAGGACAUGUGACUCUGUCCUGCUCAAAGGAGCAGAAAACACCUAAUGUGCCAAGUGACAUCGCCACUGAAGCUCGACCACUGCUGCUGAACAUGAGUAGGAAUGAAGAUAAAGGACGAGGGUUAGAAAGGGUAGAUGAAAGAACAGCUGGGGCUGACAAAGACGCCGAUCCAGCCUCUCGGCUUCAGAUCAACCAUCUACAGCAACAGGUUGUGGUGCUGCAGAAAAAACUUCGGGCUCUCUCUGUGGAGACCCAGCGGCAGACUGAGGAAUUGGCCGUUUGGAGAUUGUCCUCUCAACCCGCCCCAACAUUUGAAGACAUCCUACCCAACCCAGAAAACCCGUCUCAGACCCAGGACCAGAUUUCAAGCCAGCAGCACACUAAUGACAUGACCCCCAGCCUUCACCAGGAGCCAGCACCUCUGGGUGUCCCCCAGAGCCCUGGUCAAGUGACAGUCAUCAGAGAAGAUGAGUUACUCCUGUCCUGCUCCUCUAAAAAACUUCAGGGCCGCAUGCUGUUCUCCAGACUGCAGCACAGCAACCACUCUGAACCAAAGAGUCUCCAUUCUUCAAAGAAGACUUCAGCACACAACACUGCUGAGGUUGACAUGGAAUCUGAAAAAGAAAACCAGGAGAUCAGCUUCUUACAACGAUCGGAUAGCUGUCUAGCACAACACAAAGAGAAGAGAGACACUCAGCUUCUCCAGACAUUAUCUGAGAAAACGGGUCAACAACACAUCACCAAAGUUUCAAAGAGCCAAAUCAGACCAAAAACAGAAACUCCUGAGGCCAAACGAAACGCUUCCACAGCAGUCAAUGAAAUAUACACAACUAGUGAUUCCUCAGAAAGAGAUUUCAGCGUAGAAACAAGAAGCGUGAGCAGCCAAACAGAGGAAAGUUUGUAUCCUCGUAGUCCUCCAACUGCAUCUGAACUCCACUGUGCAUACACACAGACUGAGGAGGAAGAAAAAGAGGGGGAAGAUGAAGAGCUGGUGGAAUCACCCCCUGUCUCUCCUGUCCCACUUUCUGAGGCGUCAGAGGCAAGAGACAAAAUAUUGUUUUCUAGUACUUUCCCCAUCCCGGCUGACCCGGCGCGUCUCGCAGAAAGAAUCCGCCGAAACAGGACACAACUGUCGGCCGCUUACGACGACACAGAAUACGAACCGUACGGCCUGCCAGAAGUUGUCAUGAAAGGUUUUGCAGACAUCCCAACUGGUCCCUCAUGUCCCUACAUAGUGAGGAGGGGUUUGUUGGGGACAGCUGUUGUACCCGUCCCACAGAAAGAGCCGGGACCAGAGGAGACAGAUUAAAACACAGCUGCAGAUGUGGUGGAAAGAAGCGAUCACUGCGGCCUGAUCGGGAACCUCAGUGAUGGACGACAGCAGCUUUACAGGGACACUCCACUCACCAGCAACCUGAAGCACCUCAGAUCUGCAAAUCAACACAUGAGCAGCCUCUAUUUGUGCUGCAGUCACACAGGGACUUCUGUGUGAGAGUGUGUGUGUGUGCGUGCAGGUAACUGUGUCCACACUGGCUGAAUACACUGCUCCACUUCAGAUCUAAAAUGUUUUUUUAUAGUUUUAGUUUUUUAAAUUUAUUUAAUCAUCACUUGUUCACCCUCUAAUUGAUGUGUGGACACUUUACUGGCCGUCAAAAUGCAGUGAUUUUACACCCACCUGUUUAUUUGGGGACGGAGGUGGUAAUUUAGUGAUGUUUAUUGAUGUUUCAUGAAGUUAACAACUAUUCUUCAAAAAGGACUGUUUAGGAUUUAGUAACUCUGAAAUAACUUGUGGGUCAAGCCUCAGCCGACUCUAAAUGAAACAGUGCCUAGUGGAAGUUUUUCUAAACAAGUUCUUGUCAAGAUAAGUCUGACUUGUUUGUCCAAAAAGGUGAAGCCAAGAGAGGCCUGUCAUGAAAAUGUGAUAUUUAUCUGUUUAAUUCUUGCAGUGGCUUAUUUAUGGACACUUGAAUGUGUUUUAGUUGAACGCAGGUGUUUACAAAGAACGUGUGAGCGUGUGGGGACGUUCACUGUGCAUUUGAACAUGUGUGUCUUCAUCCUGAUGUUACGGUUUGUAUAUAUAUAUAUAUAUAUGUGUGUGUGUGUCUGUGUGUGUGGUGGAGAGAGAGAGAGGGAGAGGGGGCGAGCUCAUGUCUAUGACUCAAUCUAACCUGCGUUGGUUUCCGCUCCAUGUAUGGUGAUACACACUGAGCUCCCUCUCUCCUCCCUCUGUUGCUUUUGCUUUUCUGCCUUACACUAAUGAGCACUCAGUAGUUAAUUUACCAAAAAAAUACAACUUGUGAAGUUUUUUUUUUUUGGCAGAGGACACCGAGAAAUGGAGCCGCUUUCUUAUAUCAUAAUUUAUUUGAUUUGAUCUAUCUAUUUUUGACAGAUUUUUUUUUGUCUUGCACAUUUGUCACUGUGCCACAGACAGCAGUAGCCUAGGCGUAUGCACACCGUAGAUUUUGUAGAUGAGUUUGGAGUUGAUGUACAGUUUGUAUUUUGCCCUUUAAACAGAGGAUUUCACCACCGUGCGUGCUUACAAGGGUUGACCAGUUUGUUAACACCUUGUUAUGCUGAAGAUCGGUGACUUUUGAGUUUUUGAGAUAAAAGCUCAGGACUAAUUUCUGUUGAGUGUGAAGUGAUUCGGUUUUAUUUAUGUUUACAUUUUAUUUAGAGGUUUGUUGACUCAGUAAGGACAGUGUGAACUGUUACUGCAUUGAUUGAACGCCUACGUCCUUCAUUUGCCAUGUUCACACCCUCACACACACACACACACACACACACCCUUUCAGCUGCCUUCAUAUCUCUGGGAUCUGUAGUCUUUUGGCAGUGAGGUGCGAUUGUCGGACUCCGAACAGAGAAGCUCACUGUGUAUCUUUUUGCCUUCUUUUGGACACUUUCAUGUGAAUGUUUGUGUUGUGUUUGCUGCUAGAAUAAAAGGCUUG
Messenger RNA from Scomber scombrus (Atlantic mackerel), 6886 nucleotides. RefSeq names its product centromere protein F. NCBI's taxonomy places the organism in Eukaryota, Metazoa, Chordata, Actinopteri, Scombriformes, Scombridae. Gene Ontology annotation, biological process: metaphase chromosome alignment; mitotic cell cycle; regulation of G2/M transition of mitotic cell cycle. The transcript has 19 exons. Gene Ontology annotation, molecular function: microtubule binding; dynein complex binding. The record is from RefSeq and is a predicted model, not a curated record. The coding region runs from base 307 to 5250 and encodes 1647 amino acids. Gene Ontology annotation, cellular component: chromosome, centromeric region; nucleus; spindle pole.